Panonychus citri (citrus red mite) is the source of this 1620-nucleotide messenger RNA. RefSeq lists its product as uncharacterized. The record is from RefSeq and is a predicted model, not a curated record. The coding region runs from base 107 to 841 and encodes 244 amino acids. The transcript has 2 exons. Lineage: Eukaryota; Metazoa; Arthropoda; Arachnida; Trombidiformes; Tetranychidae.
UAAAACGAGUAUAUAUUAAAAUUGAAACCGAGAAAUUAACAUCAUAAUCGUCGAUUAUUUGGUUUCGAUAUCUCAUAUUGUUUUUAAUUCACCAGAAAUAAAAACCAUGAACCGAUUUUUAGCCAUUACUUUUGUCAUCGUCGUCUCAUCAUAUUAUUGUGAUGCCUUUUGGGGAGAAUUUGGUGAUUGGGCUAAAGGAAUGACUCCUUGUGAGAUUUGCAAAAAUGAAGCCGCAGCUGAAGUAGCUGCUUUGGAAGGCGCUCGAGAUGCUUUCAUACCUGGAAUCCGUUCCUUACCUGGACUUAAGAGGCUCUGUGGUAAAUAUCCAACUCCUGAAGGAUCUUGUGACUCUUUCGUUAAAGUAUUCGAGGCUUCAUUUGAUCAUCUUAUCGAAAGACAAAGCAGAUCUCAAGAGCUUUGUGCUUAUUAUGGUGUCUGUGAGUCAAAUUCGACCCUCGAAAUUAGUUUACCAAGUCUUCCCGUUGCUCCAGUUACACCUAAACAAAAUCCUUCCAAAGUUUAUGAUGACGCCGUUUGCAAGCAAUGUACCGAUAUUAUCGCUGGAUUUGCAUUCAUGGGCGUUGGUAACUAUGCUAAGGAUUUUGCUGCUCGAACUGAAAAUAAUUGUUUAGAUUGGGUGAAAACUACUGAAUCUCCAAGUGUCGAAGAUUACAGAAAGUGUCUUGAGCUUAACUCAGUUUAUUUCGAUUCAAUUACCAAUAACAUGAUCGACAAAUCGACCCAGAACUAUUUGUGUUGGGAUCUUUUCGAUGUUUGUGAACCAUCCAAAAAACCAAGCGAAUUGGUCUUACCAGAUUUGACUGAAAUCAUCAAAAACUAACAUUUUCCAAGUAGAGAAAGUGUUCCAAAAUCAAACAUACCAAUGAGUAACACUCGAUAUUAAUCAGUAAAUCAAUAAUAAAAUUUCUUGCAUGAUUAAUCGGAUAUCGAACUCAAUUUAUUUACAUAUUUAAAAUUCAAUUUUUAAGACAUUAAAAUCUUCACUGAAUUAUCAAAAAUUCAACAUUAAUCAAAUUACAGAAUUGAACUAAUCUUCCAAGAGUUAAGAUAAAAAACAUGCUGAUCAAUUGAAACGAGAAUUUAAAAAAGCAGUCAAGGUUAUCAGACAAUUAAGUUAAAUUUAAAGUGAAAUUAAAAUUACAGGUAACACUUUUAUAAUCCAUUAGGAGUUGUCUGUUGUUGCCAUAGCAGUUAGAAAUGAAGCGGUAAAAUUAGUUAACUAACAAUUUAACACUACCUGUAUAACGUAAGUACUUACGGUGUGCAGAUCGAUUGAAUUUGAUCUGAUCUGGGAACAGGUAGCGACACUAAUUUUAUCUAAACUAAUUUCUGGUGGAGUUUUCUCUUUAGAUUGAGCAUCGGCUUCCAAUACCCAAUCCAUUGAAUCUGUGAAAGCAUAAUUGGCCUUGACCAGAGCCGCAUUGACCAAAAUAUCUUUACCUUGGCCUAAGGCAUUAUCACUGUACCAAAGAAAGACCGAUAAAGGUUCAUCGUAAUUACUUUUCGAUGGACGUUCGGUAACAUAAACAGUUACCAUUUGUUCAAUCUUGAUGCCACUCAAUUCCUCGAAAUAUUUUAAACAUUCAUUGGACCAACCAU